Molecule: messenger RNA, 4778 nt
Organism: Silurus meridionalis
Lineage: Eukaryota; Metazoa; Chordata; Actinopteri; Siluriformes; Siluridae
Gene: trpn1
Product: transient receptor potential cation channel, subfamily N, member 1
Exons: 20
Coding region: 1-3741 (1246 amino acids)
Biological process (GO): calcium ion transmembrane transport; GPI anchor biosynthetic process
Cellular component (GO): glycosylphosphatidylinositol-N-acetylglucosaminyltransferase (GPI-GnT) complex; membrane
Molecular function (GO): protein binding; calcium channel activity
Source: RefSeq, a predicted model, not a curated record
AUGUCUUUGCAGGCCCUGGAGUCGCCUCUGCAUAUAGCAGCCAGGGUGAAAGAUGGAGAGAAGGUGGCUGAGAUGUUGUUGAAGAGUGGAGCAGAGGUCAACACAGAGCUGGAGAAUGGAGAGACAGCGAUGCAUGUUGCAGCACGUCAUGGAAAUCUGCAGGUGAUGAAAUCUUUAGUAGAAGAGGGAGCUGACCUCACCUGGAAAUCCAAGGCAGAAGAGACUCCGCUCCAUGUGGCGGUACGCCACUGUCAUGCUCACAUGGUGGAGGCCAUCUUAAACUUCUUGACCACGGAGAAGAGUCGAGAGGAGGCAGAGCUCUGUGUUCGCCAAAGGAACCAGAAGGAUGAAACCACCCUGCACCUGGCAGCUGAAAUACAGAGGGACAUUGUGCACAGAGAUGACGAGGAUGUCCUCAUUAUCCGGACUCUGAUAGAGUAUAAUGCUGAUGUUACAGCAGCUAUCAAGCAGACGGAAGAAACCCCAAUCCAUUACUGUGCCAGAGUUGGCAACACUGCAGUGCUACAGGAGAUGCUCCAUAAUGUGCCCAGCCACUGCCUACAUUCAGCCAUCAACAUGUUGGAUAAGACUGGCAAAUCUGCAUUGCUGUUGGCAGCUGAGCAGGGACACACAACAGUAGUGAAGCUGCUGCUGGACAACCACGCCAGAGUGGACGUGUUUAAUAAGGAAGGAAAGUCCCCUCUCCACCUGGCUGCUGAGCAGGGCCACAAGGACACUGCUGACAUCCUGCUCUCUAACAAAGCCUUUGUGAAUGCUAAAACCAAACUGGGUCUGACUCCACUGCACCUGAGCGCCCAGACCGGCUCAUCUCCUCUUGAUAAACUACUCACAGAGUCAAACACUGACCAGGCUCACCACCUCAUUCAUGCCCUUACUUUGGUUGACUGCAGAGGCUCAGGUCCUCUGCACUUGGCUGCUGCAGGAGGGCACACUGAAGUCGUUAAGCUUCUCUUGGAUGCAGGGGCUUCAGCUACAGAGGAGGACUCUAAGAUUGCUCUUCAUCUGGCUGCUCAGAAUGGACACAUACAUAUCCUGGAGGUCCUGAAAUCAAAGGUGUCUUUACAGACAAGACGGACAGCACUACAUGUAGCAGCCUGUUUCGGACAAGUGGACUUUGUGAGGGAAAUUCUGACCCAAGAGCCGGACACAAUCAACAGCGAGACGUCCCGCAGAGACACUUUGAGAACAUCGGCUGAUGUGUCAGACAUCCCAGUAACAACUGCAGCAGAUGAAGAGGAAGACUUUUGUUUUACCCCACUGCACCUGGCAGCUCAGAGUGGGCAGACAGAUGUCGUCAGGCUGCUGCUAAGCAGAUCCAGUUCUCUGCUUCAUCAGCAGGAUCAUCUGGACCGCACUUGCCUUCACCUGGCAUCUGCUCAGGGGCACGUGGAAACAGUGAGAGUCCUGCUGUGCCACGGUGCCGAAGUCAACCACACGGACAAGUUUGGGUACACACCUCUGCACUUUGCAGCUCAGCGGGGACACGAGAACGUGGUGCGCUUGUUGCUGAGCUCAACGGGAGUCCUGGAUGAAGCAAAAACAAACCCUGAAUGUUUUACCCCACUGCACCUGGCAGCUCAGAGUGGGCAGACAGAUGUCGUCAGGCUGCUGCUAAGCAGAUCCAGAUCUCUGCUUCAUCAGCAGGAUCAUCUGGACCGCACUUGCCUUCACCUGGCAUCUGCUCAGGGGCACGUGGAAACAGUGAGAGUCCUGCUGUGCCACAGUGCCGAAGUCAACCACACAGACAAGUUUGGGUACACACCUCUGCACUUUGCAGCUCAGCGGGGACACGAGAACGAGGGGCACGUGGCAACAGUGAGAGUCCUGCUGUGCCACGGUGCCGAAGUCAACCACACGGACAAGUCGAAAAGGACCGCCCUGCACUAUGCAGCGGAAGCUGGCUGUCUGGAGCUGGUGCGUCUCCUGGUCGAGAGAGACGCCUCAGUGGAUGCUGAAUGUCACAACCACCUCACACCGCUGCAGUACGCCGCCAAGGAGAACCACUUGACCACCGUCAGCUUCCUGCUCCGGCAGAAAAAAAACAACAUCGUAAAACUGCUGAUGGACAAGAAAUUUGUGAUUGAUCUGAUGCUAUGUGGAAGGUUAAACUCGAACCUAUCCCUGGAUGAGAUGGUGCUCUAUUCAGAAGCUCCUCUGAGUACAGCUGUGCGUCUCUCCCAUGCUCUAAGCUCGGUCUCUUUUGAUGAUAUGGUGUACUUCAAAGACCUGCGUGCUGCUGCAUCCCACUGUGAGACCUUGGCCUCCGACCUCCUAAAUCUUGCCUCCACUGCUCCGCUUGGGAAGGAUUUUGGGGUGGUUCUCAGGGCCGUUGACCAGGAAUCCAACAUCUUGGACUAUCUGAUAAAAGCAAAGCAGAAAAACGUGAUGUCGAAUCUAGGAGUGCAGAAAUACCUGACAGAUGUGUUGUACGGCAAACCGAAGUGUGAAUUUCUGAACUUUAGAAAGAUCUUGCUGCUCUUCUUCUGUAUGCUGAUCUUUCCUUUUUUGUGGAUGGCCCUCUCACUUCCACUCAAGCACAGAUGCAACGACAUUCCUAUUGUGAAAUUGGCUAGUCAUCUGGUGUCCCACAUCUUUCUCUUGAUGCUCUUCAUCUGUACUAUUGUCCACCCAUUUGGGAUCCCGACCUUAGAGUCCCAACUGAUUCCAGGAUGGUCUGAGUGUCUUCUGCUGAUCUGGUUGUGUGGCAUGCUGCUAUCUGAAUAUGAGCAAAAAGCUAAGCAUGUCGGUUGGGCCUGGAUACGGAUGUUCAUCUUGUUCUUCUCAGUAGUCGCUCUCCUUUGCCACAUAUUGGCUGUUGCCUUCCAGUCAAAUCCUAAAUAUUUAAUCGAUUUCCUGUUUGCCCGCAACGUUCUACUGACGGUUGCGAUGAAACUGGCGUUUAUACAGCUCUUGGAGUUCCUGAUGAUCCACCACCUGUUUGGGCCUUGGGCCAUUAUUAUUAAAAACAUGAUGAGGGACCUGUGCCGCUUUGUCAUCAUCCUGCUGCUCUUCCACACAGCCUUCUCGUUGAGCUUUACUGCUAUCUGCCAUCCUCUGGAGCCAAAAACUAGCUUCCAAAGCAACUAUUCAAUGAACACGACCUAUAGGAAUGUCAUUGCCUCAGAGAUGAAUGCUCUUGAUGUCACCGUUUUGCUUUUUUUCGCUCUCUUCGGUUUAACUGAACGAAAGGACAUGCCAUGUUCAGAGUUCUCUCCUGCCAAAACAUCUGGUUUGACUGAACUUGCCUUUGGAAUCUACCUGGUGGUGACAGUGGUCGUGCUGCUUAACCUGCUCAUCGCCAUGCUGAGCAACACCUACCAGUGCAUCCAGGAUCAGUCGGAUACGGAAUGGAAGUUUGGUCGUGCUAUCCUCAUCAGAGAUAUGAACUGCAAGUCGGAGACUCCCUCCCCGUUCAAUCUGCUCACCUUCAUCUACUUCAAUGCCAAGUCUGCUUACAAACGUGUGGGGAAACUGUGUUUAGGGAACAGGCAGAAUAUUAUAAGGGACGAGGAGGCAGGAGAAGGUAGCACUGAAACCCACUUUCUAGACACAAUGGCUCAAACUUCUAUUCCUGGGAUCUUGGAAAACCAAACCUCCAGUCAGGGAGAACCGGUGCAAAUAAAGGACGUAGUUGUGUGGAAAUCGGUGGUUCAACGUUUUCAAGCUCUGCGUGGUCAAAAGGACAAAGUGGCACCAGAGACAGACAACAUGCUUCAUUAGUAACAAUCUCACAUUGCUCAUUAGAAUCAUAAUGUUAUUCAUGUUUGUAACCAUAAGUCAAGUCAAGUUUAUUUCUAUAGCGCUUUUCACAACAGACAUUGUCUCAAAGCAGCUUAACCACAUUUAUACCUGUUUAACACAGAUAAAUGCUAAUCCACUGAAAUAUAUAAUCCUGUGAUUCAUAUUUGUAUACGAUGGUUUCUUUGCUCUUACCGUGAAUACACGGAGAUUGUAUUUCUGAUCAGAAUUGCUGUAUUUGCUAUGGUAUUAGGAUGAAGUACACUGGAUAAAAUAAUAAAUGAUAUAUUCAGCUCAUGUCAAAAGUUUGGAAAAGUGUUUUAUUGUUGCGUGCAUGCUCCUUUUGUUUCCAUGUAACAAAUUAUGGAGACAAGAUUACGGAGAAAACAGGAGGGAUGUGAUCAGACUGCCUCACCCCCACUAUUCAAAAUGAAGGUGGAAGCUUAAUUGUUUGGGGUUGUUUUAGAGCAGGGACAACUUUUAGAGACUUAUUCUAGGAAGUGAAAGGAAUACUGAGGCAAUAUUUCUCCCAUUGUAUAAUUCACUAUUACACCGAUUUCACUGUACAACAAGACGAUGAGUUCUGUAAGCAUUAUUUAGAGAGCAAACUGUGAUUUCUAUCAUCGAGCAGCCUGCCCAGUCACCGCAACUGAACAUCUUUGGCAGGAGACACGGCAAAGUAUUUCAGCUGAACGUUUGGAGAAACGAACUGUCCGGAUGCCGAGAGUGUGCAAAGCUGUUCUUUAGGAAUAAAGAGAAUAAAGUGGAAUAUCUUGACAUUUAUAUAUUUGUGCGGUGAAAGUAAAUCUUCUUAUCGUAACAUGUCCGAGAUUUUGCAUAGAAACAAAAUGAGCAUGCAUGUGUCUCUCAGAAACCAUAAAAGUGAUUUUUGCUUCAGUUUGUCUCAAUUUAUUCUUUGGUAUCGUUUAAGCUAAAAUCUAUUUUUACGCAAUUCUUAUUAGGAUUCCAGAAAGAGUGUGUUUGUCAGAACUUGUUAUAUAAUGCUUUUUUUUAAACAC